Messenger RNA from Aphidius gifuensis, 443 nucleotides. RefSeq names its product peritrophin-1-like. The record is from RefSeq and is a predicted model, not a curated record. The coding region runs from base 36 to 443 and encodes 135 amino acids. The transcript is spliced from 2 exons. Gene Ontology annotation, cellular component: extracellular region. NCBI's taxonomy places the organism in Eukaryota, Metazoa, Arthropoda, Insecta, Hymenoptera, Braconidae. Gene Ontology annotation, molecular function: chitin binding.
CUGAUUUUAAAAUUUAAACUGUAAACAACGAUAAAAUGAAGAAUCAUUUUGUUGUUUUUUGUAUUGUUGCAUUAUGCUAUUUUACAAUUGUCUUAUCAAAUGAUGAUAAAAAACAAAUUUGCAUUGGUAAAUGUCCACCAUCAAAUCCAAGCAAUGAUGUUUAUUUUUUACCACAUAUGAAUUGUAGUAAAUUUUGUUCAUGCAAUUUUGGAAAUGCAAUUGAAUUAGAUUGUCCAGCUGGAUUACAAUAUUAUCCACAAUUACGAGUUUGUACUUAUCCAUAUGAGGCUAAAUGCAAUGAUAGUUUUGUUCAACCAGGAACAACACCAAGACCAAAACCAGUGCCUACUAAACCAACACCAACACCAACCCCAACAACACUUGAUCCAGAUGAAUUUAAAAAAAUAGUUAAAAAACCACAAACAUAUUUUAAAUUAAUUUAA